GGCCUCCGGACUCCCCGCGCCGCUGGGACCGCCGCUUGGAUCGGGAGCCCCGGACUGCCGCAUUGCAACAGGCAGGGCCCCGGCGCGCCCCCCGGGCCUCCCCCCGCCUUCGAGCGGCCUCGGCCGGCCCGGGCCGCCCCCCCAAGGGAGGCCGCCCCGGACCUGCGGUCCGCUCCCCACAGCCGCCAACCGGGCUUCAAAAAAAAAAGUUUCCAAGAGACAGGCGGAGGAGAAGGGGGAGAAGGGCUGCCCGGAGCGGCGGGGGGCGGCGGGGGGAGCCGGCUGCGGAGGGCGACGGAGCGCCCGGAGCCCCGGACAUGUCCAGGCGGAAGCAGGCGAAGCCGCGCUCGGUGAAAGGAAAACUUCCUGGAGAAGGAUGGAUUUUACCCUGUAAAAGAAGAAAGACAUGGAUGCAUAAGAAGAGGGUUGAAGAGGGGGAGGCCUCAGACUUCUCGCUGGCCUGGGAUUCCUCCGUGACAGCAGCAGGAGGCCUAGAAGGAGAGCCAGAGUGCGAUCAGAAAACCAGCCGUGCGCUGGAAGACAGGAACAGCGUGACAAGUCAAGAGGAGAGAAAUGAGGAUGAUGAAGACAUGGAGGAUGAAUCAAUUUACACCUGCGAUCACUGUCAGCAGGACUUCGAGUCUCUGGCAGACCUGACGGACCACCGGGCCCACCGCUGUCCUGGAGAUGGUGAUGACGACCCACAACUCUCCUGGGUGGCCUCGUCUCCCUCCAGCAAGGAUGUUGCAUCACCCACGCAGAUGAUCGGAGAUGGUUGUGACCUCGGCCUCGGCGAGGAGGAAGGGGGCACGGGCCUGCCAUACCCUUGCCAGUUCUGCGACAAGUCCUUCAUCCGCUUGAGCUACUUGAAGAGGCACGAGCAGAUCCACAGCGACAAGCUGCCGUUCAAGUGCACCUACUGCAGCCGCCUCUUCAAGCACAAGAGGAGCCGCGACCGGCACAUCAAGCUGCAUACAGGCGACAAGAAGUAUCACUGCCACGAGUGCGAGGCAGCCUUCUCCCGCAGCGACCACCUCAAGAUCCACCUGAAGACCCACAGCUCCAGCAAGCCCUUCAAGUGCACUGUGUGCAAGCGCGGCUUCUCCUCCACCAGCUCGCUGCAGAGCCACAUGCAGGCCCACAAAAAGAACAAGGAGCAUCUGGCCAAGUCGGAGAAGGAAGCCAAGAAGGACGACUUCAUGUGCGACUACUGCGAGGACACCUUCAGCCAGACGGAGGAGCUGGAGAAGCACGUGCUCACCCGCCACCCGCAGCUGUCCGAGAAGGCGGACCUGCAGUGCAUCCACUGCCCUGAGGUCUUCGUCGACGAGAACACACUGCUCGCCCAUAUCCACCAAGCCCACGCCAACCAGAAACACAAGUGCCCCAUGUGCCCUGAGCAGUUCUCCUCAGUGGAAGGUGUCUACUGCCACCUGGACAGCCACCGGCAGCCCGACUCCAGCAACCACAGUGUCAGUCCCGACCCUGUACUGGGCAGCGUGGCCUCCAUGAGCAGCGCCACACCCGACUCCAGCGCCUCUGUGGAGCGCGGCUCCACCCCGGACUCCACCUUGAAGCCGCUGCGGGGGCAGAAGAAGAUGCGGGAUGACGGGCAGGGCUGGACCAAGGUGGUCUAUAGCUGCCCCUAUUGUUCCAAGAGGGACUUUAACAGCCUGGCCGUGCUGGAGAUCCACCUGAAGACCAUCCACGCAGACAAGCCCCAGCAGAGCCACACGUGUCAGAUCUGCCUGGACUCCAUGCCCACCCUCUACAACCUCAACGAGCACGUUCGCAAGCUGCACAAGAACCAUGCCUACCCUGUGAUGCAGUUUGGCAACAUCUCUGCCUUCCACUGCAACUACUGCCCCGAGAUGUUCGCCGACAUCAAUAGCCUGCAGGAGCACAUCCGCGUCUCCCACUGCGGCCCCAACGCCAACCCCUCUGACGGUAAUAAUGCCUUCUUCUGCAACCAGUGCUCCAUGGGUUUCCUUACUGAGUCCUCCCUCACCGAGCACAUCCAGCAGGCCCACUGCAGUGUGGGCAGUGCCAAACUAGAGUCUCCGGUGGUGCAGCCCACGCAGUCCUUCAUGGAGGUCUAUUCCUGCCCCUACUGCACCAACUCCCCCAUCUUUGGCUCCAUCCUGAAACUCACCAAGCACAUCAAGGAGAACCACAAGAACAUUCCACUGGCCCACAGCAAGAAGUCCAAGGCUGAGCAGAGCCCAGUCUCGUCCGACGUGGAGGUGUCUUCCCCGAAGCGGCAGCGGCUCUCAGCAAGCGCCAACUCUAUCUCCAAUGGGGAGUAUCCUUGCAAUCAAUGCGACCUCAAGUUCUCCAACUUUGAGAGCUUCCAGACCCACCUGAAGCUGCACCUGGAGCUGCUCCUGCGGAAGCAGGCGUGCCCCCAGUGCAAAGAGGACUUUGACUCCCAGGAGUCCCUCCUGCAGCACCUGACAGUGCAUUACAUGACCACGUCGACCCACUAUGUGUGCGAGAGCUGCGACAAGCAAUUUUCCUCGGUGGAUGACCUGCAGAAGCACCUGCUGGACAUGCACACCUUUGUGUUGUACCACUGCACCCUGUGUCAGGAGGUCUUUGACUCCAAGGUGUCCAUCCAGGUGCACCUGGCAGUGAAGCACAGCAAUGAGAAGAAGAUGUACCGCUGCACGGCCUGCAACUGGGACUUCCGCAAGGAGGCUGACCUGCAGGUGCACGUCAAACACAGCCACUUGGGCAACCCGGCCAAGGCUCACAAGUGCAUCUUCUGUGGGGAGACCUUUAGCACCGAGGUGGAGCUGCAGUGCCACAUCACCACACACAGCAAGAAGUAUAACUGUAAGUUCUGCAGCAAGGCCUUCCACGCCAUCAUCCUGCUGGAGAAGCACCUGCGGGAGAAGCACUGUGUGUUUGAUGCUGCGACCGAGAAUGGCACGGCCAAUGGGGUACCCCCAACGGCCACCAAGAAAGCUGAGCCUGCUGACCUGCAGGGCAUUCUGCUUAAGAACCCUGAGGCACCUAACAGCCAUGAGGCCAGCGAGGAUGACGUGGACGCGUCGGAGCCCAUGUACGGCUGUGACAUCUGUGGGGCGGCCUACACCAUGGAGGUGCUGCUGCAGAAUCACCGGCUGCGGGACCACAAUAUCCGACCAGGCGAGGAUGAUGGCUCACGCAAGAAGGCUGAGUUUAUCAAGGGCAGUCACAAGUGCAACGUUUGUUCACGGACUUUCUUCUCGGAGAACGGGCUACGGGAGCACCUGCAGACGCACCGGGGCCCUGCCAAGCACUACAUGUGUCCCAUCUGUGGUGAGCGCUUCCCUUCGCUGCUGACGCUCACCGAACACAAGGUGACCCACAGCAAGAGCCUGGACACGGGCACCUGUCGCAUCUGCAAGAUGCCCCUGCAGAGCGAGGAGGAGUUUAUUGAGCACUGCCAGAUGCACCCUGACCUGCGCAACUCACUCACGGGCUUCCGCUGUGUGGUCUGCAUGCAGACAGUCACUUCCACGCUUGAGCUCAAGAUCCACGGCACCUUCCACAUGCAGAAGCUGGCGGGCAGCUCAGCGGCGUCCUCCCCCAAUGGCCAGGGGCUGCAGAAGCUCUACAAGUGCGCCCUGUGCCUCAAGGAGUUCCGCAGCAAGCAGGACCUGGUGAAGCUUGACGUCAACGGGCUGCCCUACGGCCUCUGCGCCGGCUGCAUGGCCCGCAGCGCCAACGGACAGGUGGGUGGCCUGGCCCCGCCCGAGCCCGCCGACCGGCCCUGUGCCGGCCUCCGCUGCCCGGAGUGCAGUGUCAAGUUUGAGAGUGCCGAAGACCUGGAGAGCCACAUGCAGGUGGACCACCAUGACCUCACGCCGGAGACCAGUGGGCCCCGGAAAGGCACCCAGACGUCACCAGUGCCCCGGAAAAAGACAUACCAGUGCAUCAAGUGCCAGAUGACCUUCGAGAACGAGAGAGAGAUCCAAAUCCACGUUGCCAACCACAUGAUUGAGGAAGGCAUCAACCACGAGUGUAAGCUGUGCAACCAGAUGUUCGACUCCCCGGCCAAGCUCCUCUGUCACCUCAUUGAGCACAGCUUCGAGGGCAUGGGCGGCACCUUCAAAUGCCCCGUGUGUUUCACAGUCUUCGUCCAGGCCAACAAGUUGCAGCAGCACAUCUUUGCCGUGCACGGGCAGGAGGACAAGAUCUACGACUGCUCACAGUGCCCUCAGAAGUUCUUCUUCCAGACCGAGCUGCAGAACCACACGAUGAGCCAGCACGCACAGUGAGGGAUCGCUCAACAGGACACCUCUCCGCAGAAGGCUUGCCGGAGACGCCGUGGGGAGGGCCAUUUGAACAUUACAUCCAAUCAAAGUGUCAUUUGCAACCCAGAUGUAAAACUCUAAUGAUUUGGCCAUGAGGCGCUGCUAUUAUAAGCAGCUGGAAAUGAAUAUUAAUGGCAGAGAUUAAAAGUAUUCCAUGCUCA
Gorilla gorilla gorilla (western lowland gorilla) is the source of this 4462-nucleotide messenger RNA. RefSeq names its product zinc finger protein 423 (gene ZNF423). The coding region runs from base 318 to 4265 and encodes 1315 amino acids. The transcript has 9 exons. The record is from RefSeq and is a predicted model, not a curated record. Gene Ontology annotation, molecular function: RNA polymerase II transcription regulatory region sequence-specific DNA binding; DNA-binding transcription factor activity, RNA polymerase II-specific. Gene Ontology annotation, biological process: regulation of transcription by RNA polymerase II. NCBI's taxonomy places the organism in Eukaryota, Metazoa, Chordata, Mammalia, Primates, Hominidae. Gene Ontology annotation, cellular component: nucleus.